AUGUUACGUACACUGGGAAAUUCUUUGAUGCGACAAACUACACGUAUUCUUCGUUGUCCUCGAUUUGUAUCAACGAAUCCAACAGCUGGUUCAAUCAAUGAAGCUCAUGAUAAGUUUGCAGAACGUGAACAAGCUUUGGAGAAUGCUUAUUUUCGUAAACAUAACGAAGAACUUUUAGCAAAAUUACGUCACCACCAUCAAUUCUUGGAAAAUCAAUCUGAUGAAAUAGAACGUGAACAAAAACGUAUCGAAGAAGAAAUCAAACGAUUAGAGAAACAUCGUGAAGAAUUGAUGAAAAUACAUCUGAAAAAAAAGAAUCAAUGA
Rotaria sp. Silwood1 is the source of this 324-nucleotide messenger RNA. The record is from the annotation of a GenBank genome assembly. Lineage: Eukaryota; Metazoa; Rotifera; Eurotatoria; Philodinida; Philodinidae.